UCCUCCCUGUGCUUCAUUGCCUAAUCUCCCUGGAUAGAGGUGACUGGAGGGAGGGUAACUGGGCAUCCACCAUUGCUCACAAACUCUACUGGCACAAUUCAGUGCCACCAGGCAGCUCAUAGGACAUGGGAAGUCUGUUUGGAAAUUCCCACAGGAGGAGCAUGAGGGUGUACAGAUGGGGGUCCGUGGAAUAACGGCUGCAGGCUAAUGGGAGAAAAUAGAUGAGGUCCUUUUAAUGUAAUCCUGAGAGACCUCCUACAGUUCAAACUGUGUCUUGACAUACUUUGUAUGACUAUACUUCAUUUUAUUAUAUUUUCUCAUAAUUUUUACUGGAACCAUGUCGACUGCUCAAUCUUUACAACACACCGGUGUCUACAACUAUUUCCUGAACAUGGUGGCUUAUCAGAUAUGCUGCUGCUGUGGCCCGGCACCAUGUUCCCUGUGUUGCUCUUUCUGUCCACCCAUCAAAUCAUCAUCCAGCACUCGUGUCAUGUACACUUUAUUCCACAUCCUGGCCUGCACUGUCUCAUGCCUCAUGCUGUCUAAGACUGUGUCAGAGGCAGUGAGGGAGAAUGUGCCUUUCUUUAAUGUGGUGUGUGAUGAGGCUCACGGUGGAGGGGACUGUCAGAUGCUGGUGGGCUACUCUGCAGUCUACAGGGUGUGCUUUGGAACAGCUUGUUUCUAUUUGAUGAUGGCCAUCUUCCUUAUUGAUGUAAAGUCCAGUCAGGAUUUCCGAGCCCUCAUCCACAACGGGUUCUGGUUUCUGAAGUUCAUCACUUUGCUUGGAAUGAUUGCUGCUGCCUUCUUUAUCCCCACAGAAUCCUUUUUGCAUGCCUGGCAUUAUGUUGGAGUGGUGGGAGGCUUUUCUUUCAUCCUCAUUCAGCUCAUUCUCAUCACUGCUUUUGCUCACACCUGGAAUAAGAACUGGUUAACCGGUGCAGCUGAGAAUAAAAGGUGGUACGUGGCAGUCUUGUGUGCUACUCUCUUUUUCUACACCAUCGCCACCAUGGCCUUCACGUUCAUGUACAAAUACUACACUCACCCAGCAGGAUGCCACCUGAAUAAAGCACUGCUAUGGACAAACCUGGCCCUCUGCACCAUCAUGUCUUUUAUUGCGGUCACUCCCUGCGUGCAGCAAAAGCAGCCCCGCUCAGGACUCCUGCAGGCUUCCAUCAUUAGCUGCUAUGUCAUGUACCUGACCUUCUCUGCCCUGUCCAGCCGCCCACCAGAGAAAGUGGAGUAUCAGGGAGUCAACAUGACAGUGUGCUACCCCAAAGUCAGCAGGGAUGAGAUUCAAAAUGAAGGCAAUGCCGUGGCCAUUAUUGGUGCUGCAAUCAUGUACUGCUGUGUUCUCUUUGCAUGCAAUGAGGCUUCGUACUUAGCUGAGGUCUUUGGACCUUUCUGGAUGAUAAAAGUUUACCGCUAUGAAUUCCAGAAAGCCUCCUGUUGUUUCUGCUGUCCAGAGGAAGAAGAUGAGGAGGAGUUUGUUAUCGAAGAGAACAAAGGCUGUCAGAAGGUCAUCCACAAUGAGAGCCAGCGCGUUGCCUACAGCUACUUCUUCUUCCAUUUCGUCUUCUUUUUGGCCUCCCUCUACGUAAUGAUGACCCUCACUAAUUGGUUUAGUUAUGAGACUGCUGUGCUAGAGACCACCUUCACCCACGGGAGUUACUCCACAUUCUGGGUCAAGCUGUCCUCUUGCUGGGCAUGUGUGGUUCUCUAUCUGUGGCUCCUCUUGGGUCCCCUGUGCCACUGCCAGUCCGAUCACAAACGACCUCGCCGUGCCCGAAUCAAGAGACGGACCCCCUCCCGGCGCCAUGUUAGUGUUAGUGUGUGAAUGACAUUAACCAGACUGUUCAACAGUAUCAAAGACAGUGGGGAUGUGCACAAGUUAAUGGACAUUUCCACCUCAACUGGGCAAUGGGUCAAACUCCAGAACUAUGAAAUCUGAGGAGAAGACUCCAUUAAAUGAAAAUGGAUGCUCCUGAAGAUCCUAUUAGGAUUAAAAACAUCAGCACUGUAAAUGCAAUUCAACAUGGGCACUGAAAAUGUUAACCAUGUUUAUGACUGCAUGGGCAUAUAUACCUUUGGGGAUGUGCUGAAAUUGCCAAAAGUAAAAUGAAUAUAUUAGGAAUACAUAUAUAGAAAUUCUGUCCAUUUUCUGGACAAGCUGGAUGUGUCGAACAUUUUGUGAUUUUUUUAAAACUAGAAAUGUAGAAGCAUUUUUCAUUGGGUUGAUGUGUAGACAUACAGUAUGAGGACUACUUUAAAAAGGCUUUUUCAGAUUAAUAUAUACUGUGUUUCAUUUAAAUUUAUUUAAUUUUUAUAGGCUAUGUCAGCUAUGAUUCAGUGAUCUAUGGCUUGGAUAUGUGCUAUAAUAGCCAUAUGCUCUAAGGGUGAGCACCUCCCACACUCAGAGGCCACAGGGAGAAAAAGCUGUUAUCUACAGUAUAAUGACUUUAAUAGCCCAGCGACAACCAGCCUGUUUAGUUCUAAUUGCAUGUUUGUGUUAGUAUGUCACUGUCAUAAAAGUUAUUUUUGUAAAUAUAUUUUUAACAAAUCACAUUCUAGAGUUUAACUGUGUUUUCUACAGAGGCUUGUCUAUAAUUUAACUCUAAACAAGCACAUC
This is a messenger RNA of Myxocyprinus asiaticus (Chinese sucker), 2626 nucleotides long. Its product is annotated as serine incorporator 4-like. The record is from RefSeq and is a predicted model, not a curated record. Lineage: Eukaryota; Metazoa; Chordata; Actinopteri; Cypriniformes; Catostomidae. Bases 338 to 1834 code for a protein of 498 amino acids. The transcript is spliced from 12 exons. Gene Ontology annotation, cellular component: membrane.